Messenger RNA from Dentiscutata erythropus, 196 nucleotides. Lineage: Eukaryota; Fungi; Glomeromycota; Glomeromycetes; Diversisporales; Gigasporaceae. The record is from the annotation of a GenBank genome assembly.
ACGAAAAUUGGCUUGGAAAAAUCGAAAAGAUUAUAUUUUAUUUGGAAUUGUGGCUGUGGCACUGGAAUUAAUACCUAUAGCAAAUUUUAUUUUCUUUUGGACAAAUGUUGUAGGUGCCGCUUUAUGGACAUCGGAUAUUAUUAUUGAAGAACGUAGAGCUGGAUUAAACAGAUCAGUUCAAUUUACUCGUUCAAUU